Chelonia mydas (Green sea turtle) is the source of this 677-nucleotide messenger RNA. RefSeq names its product histone H2B 8. The coding region runs from base 1 to 381 and encodes 126 amino acids. Gene Ontology annotation, molecular function: DNA binding; structural constituent of chromatin; protein heterodimerization activity. Lineage: Eukaryota; Metazoa; Chordata; Testudines; Cheloniidae. The transcript has a single exon. Gene Ontology annotation, cellular component: nucleosome. The record is from RefSeq and is a predicted model, not a curated record.
AUGCCUGAGCCGGCGAAAUCUGCUCCUGCUCCUAAGAAGGGUUCUAAGAAGGCUGUUACUAAGACCCAGAAGAAGGGAGAUAAAAAACGUAGAAAAACUAGGAAGGAAAGUUACUCAAUUUACGUGUACAAAGUGUUGAAGCAAGUUCACCCGGACACCGGCAUUUCCUCUAAGGCCAUGGGCAUUAUGAACUCCUUUGUAAACGACAUUUUCGAACGUAUCGCUGGGGAAGCGUCUCGUCUGGCGCAUUACAACAAGCGUUCGACCAUCACAUCCCGAGAGAUCCAGACCGCUGUGCGCCUGCUUUUGCCGGGGGAGUUGGCCAAACACGCUGUGUCUGAGGGUACAAAGGCUGUUACCAAGUACACAAGCUCUAAGUAAAGAUAUAUGAAUGAUAACAUCUGUAACUCAAAGGCUCUUUUCAGAGCCGCCCACUUACUCUGUAAAAGAGCUUUGGCACUAAACCAUGCAUUGUGUUGUUUUAACACAUGUAUUUUAUUCUGCGUUUUUAGUUUUGGUGUUAGUUAUUGAUGCUGGAAAUACAUUAAUUGCAAUUACUCUAGUUUAAAAAUGUAUUGUCCUAUUGAGGAACCAAAAUCCACGUAAAUACAAGAAAUAAGAAUAAAAUUUACUGUAUACAAUACUCAAAUGAUGAAAGUAAAAGUAUGUUAUAAAUA